AUGGGGAAGGGCCCCUUCUCUUUCAAGCGAAGCAGUAGCAGCAAACGCCGCCCCAAGAAGUUCAUUGGCCCCCCACCUUCCCCUUUCCCCUCGCCGCCGCAGCCGAUGAGAUCUCCGCCAACAAACAAUAACAAUGCCAAUUAUAAUAAUAAUCUGGGUGUGGUGGCGGGUGGUGCUGCUGCUGUAAAGGGGAAGAAGAAGGCCGGAGGAGCCAGGCUCUGGAUGCGAUUUGACAGCUUCGGCGGAUCAGAGCUCGUCGAGUGCGACAAGAACGCUAUCAUUCGGCGCGCUGCCAUUCCCGCCCGAGACCUGAGGAUUCUUGGCCCUGUCUUCUCCCAUUCCUCCAGCAUCCUUGCUAGGGAGAAGGCCAUGGUGGUUAAUUUAGAGUUUAUAAAGGCUAUAGUUACAGCUGAAGAGGUUCUGUUGCUUGAUCCUCUUAGGCAGGAGGUUCUUCCAUUUGCAGAUCAGCUAAGGCAACAGCUUCCUCAGAAAAGCCAAUCCAGGAUUGAAGAAGCAAGUCCACUUGAUGAACAAGAUAAUGGAAUGGAUGUUUCAACAGGAAGGCAAUGGUUACCUGUUCCAGAGGCCACUGAAGGUUUGCAGUGUGAUCUCCCAUUUGAGUUUCAGGUUCUGGAGAUUGCAUUAGAGGUUGUCUGUACAUUCUUGGAUUCAAGUGUGGCAGACCUUGAGAGAGAAGCUUACCCAGUGUUGGAUGAACUUGCCAGAAAUGUUAGCACCAAGAACCUUGAACUUGUGCGGAGUUUGAAAAGCAAUCUUACCCGUUUGCUUGCACGUGUACAGAAGGUGAGGGAUGAAAUUGAGCAUUUGUUGGAUGACAAUGAAGAUAUGGCGCAAUUAUAUUUGACAAGGAAAUGGAUUCAGAAUCAACAAUCUGAGGCUUUUUUGGGCCGUUCUGCCUCAAUUAGCAUCAGCAACACCGCACCCCAUCUUCGUCGUCUUAGUUCUAACAAAAGCGGGAGCUUGGUAACUAGCAACAAUAUGGAUUAUGAUGAUGUAGAGGAUCUAGAGAUGCUUCUUGAGGCAUAUUUUAUGCAACUAGAUGGAACCCGUAACAAGAUAUUGUCUGUACGGGAGUAUAUCGACGACACAGAGGACUAUGUCAACAUUCAACUCGACAACCAGCGAAACGAACUCAUUCAGCUCCAGUUGACGUUGACCAUUGCAUCAUUUGCUGUAGCAGUAGAAACCUUGAUAUCUGGGAUCUUUGAUGGAAGAAGCUGCUUGGUUCAUGAGUCCACUAUGUCAUCUUCUGUAGAUAAUACUAGAUUCGCACACUUAUUCAAGAACCCUACUAACGGGAAGGGUUUGAAGUAUAUGCUGAAAUGUAGGGCCAGCAAAGAAUUGCUUGUGAUACAUUUUAGGUGA
Messenger RNA from Prunus armeniaca (apricot), 1386 nucleotides. The record is from the annotation of a GenBank genome assembly. Lineage: Eukaryota; Viridiplantae; Streptophyta; Magnoliopsida; Rosales; Rosaceae.